AUGUCCCUCAUCUGCUCUAUUCUAUGUAGUCGAUUUUUUCGUCGGCACCAGAAAGCUCUAACAAUCAAUCUGUUGAUCAUCUGUUUCCUCAUUUGCUAUACACUCAUUGGUGGCUUCAUCUUUCUCCAUUUCGAAUAUAACUAUGCACAGUAUAUAAAGCAGAAUGACACAUUAUCCAAACGACGUUGUAUUGAACACUUAUUGACUGGAAAUCGCAAUUUACGGAACGUUCGUGAUUCGGAUUUUGCUCGAACUAUAGCUGAAAGAUGUUUAACAGAACAGGAGAGUGAUCCUCGUCUCGAGUGGUCUUAUAAGACAGCUGCCCUGUAUGGUUUUGGAAUUCUCACCACGCUAGGGUAUGGCAAAGUUGAGCCAAGAACCUACAAUGGCAGAAUUUUCACAGUCAUUUAUGGGUUUUUCGGAAUUCCUCUGACAGUCAUAUUACUCACGAAUAUUGGAAGAUAUUUAGAAGCUGCAGCUAUUGGCAUAAAAAGUUGUUUCAAGAGAAAGAGGAAUGAAGAAGCCUGUGUUAGUGGUUCAAUGCUUUUCUGCAUUGUUGUCCUCUACCUGGUAAUCGGAGCUAUUGGAGUGCCUUUACUACAGGGCAAUUUUGAUUUCUUCAAUGGUCUCUACUUUGCGUUCAUAUGUCUUACGGCUAUUGAAUAUGGAGAUUUAGUUCCAGACAAUAAUUGGUACAUUCCGCUCAUUAUCAUGUAUGUAUGCAUAGGAUUAGCAAUUUCAACCAUAGCUCUAGAUAUUGGUUCGCUCUAUGUAAGGAAGUUGCAUUACAUUGGCCGUAAGUUGAAGAACAUCGCAAAUAUACGGAUAUGGUUCGGAUCAAAGAACUUGGAAGUCCGGGAACUUAUUACCGCCGUCGGUCAAAAUAUUGGUUUAGACCAGACAAUUAUAGCUGAUUUGGAUAUUGAUAACUUAGUCGAGACGGCUAUACAAGUCAAGCUAGGAAGACUAGCCAGAGUUCCUCAAACUCACAUGAUAGUCGAAGGGAUCUGGCCUCCGGAACUGGUGCCACUGUUCAUGAAAGACGGUCAGUUCCCGAUGUUUGUGGAUUCGGAGGACGACCUGCUGGAGCCUCGACCAAAAAAGACAGUAGUACGAUUUGAGGAUGAAAUGACGUACGAAACCUCCGAUGAUACAAUUCAAUCCUCGGUGAGUAAUCUUCCUAGCUCGCGUCUCUCACUGCCAGUUGUGCCUCCUCAUGGAGUGCAUGGCUUUAUUUCACCAACUCAGACAACUGUUAGAGUUGUACCCCUACCUGUGCCAUUCCUUCGAACUCCUGAAAGCCGAAGUUCCUCUACUUCAGAUGAUGACGAUACCACAGUUCCUAUUAGUGCUUUGCACUCAUUCUCAGAUUCUUAA
Auanema sp. JU1783 is the source of this 1377-nucleotide messenger RNA. NCBI's taxonomy places the organism in Eukaryota, Metazoa, Nematoda, Chromadorea, Rhabditida, Rhabditidae. The record is from the annotation of a GenBank genome assembly.